GCAAAACCAAAUCUUUCCCCAACACAUCUCCCUCUUCACCUCUCAAACUUUUCCCACCACACCUCAAAAACACCACACACACACACACACCAAAAAAGAAAAUGAAGUCCAAAGUAGGGUGUGUUGCAAUAUUUGUGGCAAUGGUGGUGGUCCUUGCAAUUGGUGAAGUUAAGGUAGCAAAUGCAGUGACAUGCAACCCACUGCAGCUGACCCCUUGCGCGGCGGCGAUCACGUCGGCCGGCAGCCCCACCGUGGCUUGCUGCACCAAGAUAAAGGAGCAGAGACCAUGCCUCUGCCAGUACAUGAAGAACCCUAAUCUGCAGAAGUUCAUCAACUCACCUGGUGCAAAGAAGGUGGCCAGCUCUUGUGGGACCCCUUUUCCCAAAUGCUAAUUAAUUAAUUGCUUUUCUCUCAUCACAUUCUAAUAUCAUGUGAUCAGUUAUCAGUUUUUUUAAGUUGUGUUCGAGUGUCCUAAUAUAUAUAUAUAUAUAUAUAUGUUGUGUCUUCAUCUUAAUAUGGUGCAUGAGUCUGUUGUUUAAUUAAAUUAAACUAGGUCUGUAUGAGUAAUUAAAUGCUACUAUGUUUUUCUUUGCUUGUAAACUUGCCCAUGUUUAAUGAAAAUGUUUUAUUAUGCAUCAA
Salvia miltiorrhiza (redroot sage) is the source of this 639-nucleotide messenger RNA. Its product is annotated as non-specific lipid-transfer protein 2-like. Bases 102 to 392 code for a protein of 96 amino acids. NCBI's taxonomy places the organism in Eukaryota, Viridiplantae, Streptophyta, Magnoliopsida, Lamiales, Lamiaceae. Gene Ontology annotation, biological process: lipid transport. The transcript has a single exon. The record is from RefSeq and is a predicted model, not a curated record.